Chlamydomonas reinhardtii is the source of this 3659-nucleotide messenger RNA. RefSeq lists its product as uncharacterized. The transcript is spliced from 8 exons. The record is from RefSeq and is a predicted model, not a curated record. The coding region runs from base 439 to 2409 and encodes 656 amino acids. NCBI's taxonomy places the organism in Eukaryota, Viridiplantae, Chlorophyta, Chlorophyceae, Chlamydomonadales, Chlamydomonadaceae.
AAGUAGGUAUAAUAGCCAUAGGAGUCAAUUACUGAAAAUGCGCCAGGUUCGGCGAAGCACCUGCACACCGCUUGGCAACGCACGGAGGCAAAGUCUACGAGGCGCACGGAAAUGACACGUCUGUAUUUCACAACUCUUGCGAUAGCGCUCCUAGCAGGGAGCGCUUGGCUGCAGCACCAGGUCGCAGCACAGGCUUUGCUGCGCAGCUCGGACCUGGGCAUCAGUACUUGCAGCUUGCAGGGCGAGGUUGAAGACAGCCCGGCGCUGCUGCACAUCUUUCUGACAGCGUGCACCGGGCCACCGGUGGCCAGCGCUAGUGGUAGCGGUACGGGAGGUGGCCCUUCGCGUGCCUCGAACUCCAGCUCCCUGACCCUCUACAUCUCGGGGCACUUUUUCCUGCACAAUCCCACGGAGCAUGUGAAGACAACCCAAAUCAGCAUGUCUGGCACCACCAAGACGUGGGCCAGCAAGCCGGGGGCGCUGCGGCUCGUCUCGCCUCACACGGGCCGCACCUGGAAACUGCGGCUGCAGCUGUGCCAGCCCUGGACCAACGUGUACAGGCGGAGGUACCCCGGCCGGCUGUCCGCCGCGCUGACGGACCUGGACCCGGUGGACGCAGCGCUGCUGGAGUUCCACGUCAUCGCGCGGCCCGGCUUCCACACCUUCUGCACCUUCCUGGCAGCCACCGCACGAGCGCCCGCAUGGCCGCCGCUGCAGCCGCCGCCCUUUGAUAAGCUCCUAGCCGCCGGGGCCGGCGGCGCUAGCCGUAUUAGCAGUAGCAGUAGCGGUGGUGGAGGCGACGGCAUCGGGCCGCAGAAGUGCGGGUGGCUGGAUGCGGAGGGGCGGGAGAUCACGGACUUGGUGGCGGCGGAGGCGGCUGACAAGCUGCGUUCGUACAUGAUCAUCUCGCCCUUCUUCGGCCUGCCUGCGGGCGAGUACGCCAGCCUGCUGCUGCAGCACAUGCGCUACCACGACGUGCUGGGCGUGCGGCGCUACCUGGUGUAUGUGGAGGCGGGGGCCAGCGCACUGGCGGCGGAGCCCAGGGUGCAGGCCCUGGUGUCGGCAGGCCGCCUGCGGCUGGUGUACUGGCAGGAGCUGCCCAGCUUCAUGGACGGCAACCGGAAGCAGCGACACCCCUACGCCUCACAGAUCCUGAUCUACAACCACGGGCUGCUGGCUCUGUGGCCCGAGCUGGCGGUGGCGGCCAUCGCGGACGUGGACGAGUACCUGGUCACGCCGCAGCCGACCACGAUGGCGCAGGUCAUGACGCAGUGCGGCGCGCCGGGUGCGGCCGAGGAGCACAGUCGGAAGCGGAGGCAGCGGCGGCGGGCACAGGAGGGCCAGGGCCUGGAGGCGGCGCCGGCGGCGGCAGGCGGGGGCGAAGGUGACGAUGAUGAGGACGAGCUGCCCACCGCCAUCCUGUACAUCAAGCGACGCGCGGCGUUUUGCACGGGCUGCUGCGCUUGUGACUCCAGAGCUGCCAGUGGCAGUAGCAGUAGCAACAGCAUCAGCAGAAGCAACCCUAGCAGCCGCAAUGGCGGCAGCAGCAGUAGCAACAGCGGCCGCAUGCUGUCGCUGCGGGCAGGGGACCUGCUGGCGGCGCACAUGGCUGUAGAGAGGCCCAUGUGGGUGGCCGGCGCGAGUGGCGGCAGUGGCGGCAGUAGCAGUGGCAGUGGCAGUAGCAGCAACAGCAACAGCAGCAGUAGCAGCAGCGCCUCUGUGAUCCUGGCCUCAGCCUUCCGGGCCGCCAUGGCCGCCGGGGGUCAGCUGCUGGCAGGCGACGUCCGCAACAGCAGCGCCCCUGCCGCCGGCAGUGGCAGCACUGGCAGCAGCCGUAGCACUGGCAGCGGUAGCAGCACUGGCAGCAGUAGCAGCAGUAGCAGCUUGCGGCUGACGCACCCGCUUGUGCUGUACGGCGGCGAUGUGGUGGACAUGCAGGAGAGCGUGGGCAUCAGCCUGCCCAAGUCCAUAGCGCUGCCGCACCGCACCGCCUACACCAACCCCCACACGCCCUUCCCCAUGAACCUGCUGCUGCCCGGUGACCGCCAGACGCCCGAGCAGGCGGCGGCGGAGGUGGCGCCGCGCGGCGUGGCGGGCUUCACGGGGCCGCGCAUGCAGCGCGUGGCCACGGCCCGGAGCGAGUGCGCGCACUGGCUGCACCUCAGGGCGCAGGUGAGCGCGCGGGUGCCCAAGCCCGACCCGGCGGGGCGUGUGGCGCUGGAGCGCAUCCCGCGCCACUUCCUGUGGGUGCUGGACCGCCUGCAGCCGCUGCCGGGGGCGGAGGCGGAGGGGGAAGGGGAGGGGGCGGAGGCGGCAGAAGAGCAGGGGGAGGAGGAGGCGGAGGCGGCAGAAGAGGAGGGGGAGGAGGAGGGGAAUGGGGAAGAGGGGGAGCAGGAAGAAACGGAGUAGGGCUGAGCGGAGCCUGCAGCACUCUACGGCGUCGCGAUGCAAGGGGGCAAAUACAAGUGGCGGAAGCGGGUGACACGCGGGCUCACGACUUGUCCAGGGCCGAACUUGUGCGGCAGCAGCAGUCGGCUAGCCGCAGAUUGAGGUGUGGGACAGCGGUACGGGGGAGCCGCUGCGGGCAAGGAAGGCCGCACGCUGGCACGCAGCUCACGAGGUAUGGUAGGCGGGCGGGGGCUCUCGGCUGCAGGCGGCGAGACGACGUGGAGUGUACCCGCCAGUGCUGGAGAGCGUCCGCGAAGCUGCAGCAGCAGACGGGGUGAAUGUAUGAAGGGGAGGCGGGACGGCCUGCAUGUGAUCUGUGUAGGACGGUGUCGGUGGUAGCAACGCAAUGUCCUUGCGUGCGGCUGAGGGGCCACGAAGGAGCUGAAAGCGCAGGAGCAAGCAUUCCUGCAUUGGGAAGGCCUAUCUCACUUGCAGAGAGGACUGCGGCAUUGGAUCGGGCUUGGUGGCUGCAUUGAAACGAUGUGAAGGGCAUGCAUGCCGAACGCUUUGUGUACGUCGUGAGGCUGUAGUGAUUUCGCGUCAUAGAAGAAUGGGUAGAGAGACACGCUGGUAAGUACUGCAACACGAUAAUGGGACAAUGUUAUAGAUUCGCGCUUUCGUGUGAUGACAGUCCAAUGCUGAAUCAGCCGGUAUGGGUACUUUGGUACAGGGGCGGCGAGGUUAAAGUGCCGAAAGUGGCGACGACCUGGGUUCGACAGUGUGCAUACUAAGGAGGGUAGGCGGAGCCGAGGCAGCGCCGCGGUAACAGCUUGACAUCGCGUGCUCUGACGGUAUUUGGGUAUGAGGAAGCAGGGAGAGCCGAGGAGCCAAUCAUGUGCGGUGCAACCCGUGUCCCGCAUGCCAUGGCCCAAUCUUGUCCGUCUGCAGCUAGCAUCCAAGUGUCGCCUCCAGCUUUGGGGGUGUUGUGCCCGGCUGUGGGCGUGACAGUGGGCAGAAGCUGUGUUAGGGCCAGCGGGGUUAGGAUGAUACCGGUACCCAGUCCUUGGCAGCGGGGGCGAGCGAGCGAGUCGGGGUCAGGGUUUGGGGUCCGGCCAGAGUCGUGACACUGACAGGGUGGCGAACUGACCGGUUACUAGGUAUAUAUACUAGUACAAUGCAUAUAGUGGCACACCGAGCUAUACCAGAGCCAGCCUCUGGGAUCCUCUCUAUAGCUCAGCUGGAAGAGCGAAGGACUGUAAUCGUGAUGGAGA